AUGCUUGUCUCCAACCUCUUCACUUUGCUCGCGCUUGCGCUUACCGUCUCCGCCUCUCCUCUUGUCGUCCGUCAGACCACCGCUUCCGGCAAUGAUGGUUCCGGUGACCAAGACGUUGGCAACAAAGGACAGAACUCUGGUAACGCGGCGGCCAACAAGGGCGCUGUAAAGGGUGACUACACUGUCGAGCAGGGUGUCCAGACCUGCGGUAACGCCCAGCUCAACUGCUGCAACAAGGUUGAGAAGAAGGGAGACACCACCAGUGCAGGGCUCCUCGGAAGCGUCUUUGGCAGUGGCGAUUUGGGUGUUCAGUGCACUCCCAUCAAUCUUCCAGCCGUUAUCGGUGUCCAGGUCCCAAUCAACAAGGCUUGCGACGCAAAGGCUGCUUGUUGCCAGGGAGACAACAACCAAAACGGUGUCGCAAACGUCGGAUGUGUUGCUCUUACGUCGCUUAUCUAG
Molecule: messenger RNA, 459 nt
Organism: Morchella sextelata
Lineage: Eukaryota; Fungi; Ascomycota; Pezizomycetes; Pezizales; Morchellaceae
Exons: 3
Coding region: 1-459 (152 amino acids)
Cellular component (GO): fungal-type cell wall
Molecular function (GO): structural constituent of cell wall
Source: RefSeq, a predicted model, not a curated record